Lytechinus variegatus (green sea urchin) is the source of this 3427-nucleotide messenger RNA. RefSeq names its product intraflagellar transport protein 81 homolog. Lineage: Eukaryota; Metazoa; Echinodermata; Echinoidea; Temnopleuroida; Toxopneustidae. The transcript is spliced from 13 exons. The record is from RefSeq and is a predicted model, not a curated record. Gene Ontology annotation, biological process: intraciliary transport; cilium assembly. Gene Ontology annotation, molecular function: tubulin binding. Bases 62 to 2089 code for a protein of 675 amino acids. Gene Ontology annotation, cellular component: intraciliary transport particle B; centrosome; cilium.
CAUGUGAACAUUCUCUACUGGCCAUUCUCCUGGAACGACAAUAACCUUCAAGAGAUUCAAGAUGAGCACCCAGCUCAAGUAUGUGGUUGAGCAACUCAACAAAGAUCCUUUUCGGAGGAACUAUAACCUGAUCAGCUUCGAUGCCUUAGAGCCCCUUCAGCUAUUGCAGGUGCUCAAUGAUGUCUUGUCUGAAAUCAACCCCCAGCACAAGCUUGACAUCAGAGAGGAAACACCAGAUGCUACAGCAAUGAGAAUGUUGGCUGAACUCAAAGUCCUCAAAUACAAGCCUUCGGUGGAGCCGGCUACCUUUCGGCAGGGCCUUGUAGCUGGAAACAAGCCUGUGGUCUAUUCAAUAUUGGAAUGGUUAUUCCAAAAGAUGCCCGAGCUGAAGAAGAGGGCGUAUCUAGCCAGGUUUCUUGUGAAGAUUGAAGUACCUGGUGAAAUUCUACAAGAGGAAGCUGUAAUGGAUACAUACACACAGUAUGAGGCGCUGGUCGAUGGCUUCAUGGAGCUUCACAGGACUUCAGAAACACUGAAGACAUCGGGUUUCUCUACGACGGAGAUCAAGAAAGAUAUAUCACAGAUGGAAGAUGAGAAAGAUCAACUCACAAAGAGGAUUGAAAGGCUCAAGAAAAAGGUGGAGACAGUUCCUAAUUAUGAGCAUAUGAUGUCUAUAGCAAGGAAUUUCAGGAAGGAGCAAGAGAGAGAAGCCUCACUGGCACAGCAAAGGCAAGAGCAGAAGAACCAGCUUCACCAUGCCGAGCAGAGACUGCAGCGCAUGAAGCAACAGCUCAAAGAUUUAAAGCAGUCUACAGUAGGAGUUUCCGCUGAGGACCUGGUGAAGAAACUUGACGAGGAGAACAAGGUGAAUGCUUACAUGUGUGAGGAGAAGCUUCCCAAGGACCUGGAGAACUUGAGGAAAGCCUGUCAAGACCUGGAGAGGGUCGUCAACGAGCCGGCCAUGGGACAAGGAGACCUUGAAGAGAUCCAGAAUCAGAUCAAAGCUGUCAACUCCGAAGUCAAUGGCUUGAUCGAGAAGCGAAUGAUGAGCAACGACCCCAAGGAUGACAAGCUCUCCCUCUUCCGCCAACAAGCCUCCAUCAUCGCCAGAAAGAAGGAAGGUCGAGCGGAUGCCCUGCGAGAGGCCAAGGAAGAGCUCAUACAAGCCAAGCAGGAGCUCACAGAGAAGAGGGAGUCGGCGAAAAAUCUGGAAGGGGAGGAGGUCUUGAAAGGAGAUGAAUUCAAGCGAUAUGUCAACAAGCUGCGUGGCAAGAGUACAGACUACAAGAGGAAACGCCAAGAGUUGGCGGAGCUGCGUGCCGAGCUUGGUGUCCUCUCUCGGACAGAGGAAAUCCUCAAGCAACGUGAUGAACAGAUUCAGCACCGCCUGUCCAAAUUGGAAGCAAAGAAGGGCGUGGCUGGUUACCAUGACACCCAAGAGGAGUUAGAGAAAGUAUCUACAAUCAAGAGUGAAUUAGAUGAUGUUAAAGGUCGCACACUGGAAGACAUGUCACAACUGGUACAAAAGUUGAAUACGAGCAUAGCUUCCAAGAAGGCGAACCUGGCACCCAUUAUAAAGGAACUGCGCCCUCUACGUCAGCAGGCACAGGAGAUGCAGGUGGUUUAUGACGACAAGAAGACGGCAUAUGACACCAAGGCAGCUGGGCUGGAAAGCAAUCGUUCAAAGCUUGAACAGGAGGUGAGAGCUUAUCGUGAGGAGUGCAGUCAGGAGGAGAGCCGGUAUCACUACCUUCAUUGCAUGCUGCAGAUUGUCGAGAUGCAGAACCAGCGGGUCGCCAGCGAGAUGAAGGCGUACACCUCGGCCGAUCAGAUGGAGAAGAAGAAAGCUUUCAGGGAUCAGUACACACGCAAGCUACAAGAGCAAGAAAAUCUGGGCAAGAGUUUACGUGAGAAGCAGAAGGCGGUCAAGGAGAGCCACGGACCAAGCAUGAAACAGAUGAAGAUGUGGGGCGACUUCCAGCUCCUCAUGGAAUGCAAGAAGAGAUGUUUCCUCAGCCAGAGGCAGGACCAGGACGCCGGGAGGAUAGUCAGGGAUGAGGCGGCCAACGAGGAGAGGCUCGUUCUCUAGGACAUCGUCAUCCAAGGGUAACAAAUAAUGAUAUUCAGGACCACAUUCUGUUUGACCCAAUAAUCUUUAAUAAAGAGUCCCUGAAAGAUUUUAAAAAUACAUUCAAUGUAAAGAGAAAUAAAAUAAUAAUAAUAAUAUAGGAUAUUUAUCUUGCGCACAUAUCCACCUUGUUAGGUGCUCAAGGCGCUCCUAUAUUACCCGGCUACACACUAAGCUACACACUAAGUGGCCAUUUACAUUGUAUGGCAGGAGUAUCUUUUAUUAAACAUAUUAGAAAGGUUUGAAGCCAAAAAAAAAAAAAAUUAACGCAAAUCCCUAAAUUGGCAACAAAUAUCCAUUAAUGAUUUAACCAUUUUCAUUGCAUGAGUAUCUCUCUUUAAAUGUUUAAAAAUUGUUUGUAGAAAUAGAAAAAUCAGUUCAAUCCUAAAAUUGGCAACCCUGUGGAAUCUUCAAUAAAAGUUGCCUCAAUUAUAGGCAGGACCAGGGUUCCGGGAGGAUAGUUCGGGAUGAAGCGGCCAACGAAUAGAGGCUUGUCUCCAGGACGUUGUCAUCUGACGGUAACAAAAAAAAUGCUAUGCAGGAUGAAAGAGUGGUUGAGUUAAACAAUGUUUGAUGCAGUCCCACAAUUGCUAAAUCAAAAUAAAUUAAAACAAUGCCAAAUCCACUUACAAAGCAGCCAUUUCAAUUGCAUGUAUGUCUUUUAUCUAAUAUUCGAAUAAUAAUAAUUGAAGAAUGGAAGAUUUAGAAGACAUGUGUUUGCAAAACUGUAGGCAUCGAGAUAUAAAGAAGAAAAGCGGGAUUAAUACAAAAGUAAUUACAUUAUAAACAAGUCGUGACUCAUAUACAGUGUACAACACUAUUUGAUGAAAUUGCAUAAAAACCUGUAGCUCAAUUUCUUUCUUCAUAUUUCAUCUGUUUGUUAGUUCUUAUCCUUAGGUUGUGAAUGUUUUUUUUAAUUGAUAUCUAAUCUGAACUGAAUUCUGCACAACUUUCCCUUUUAGUUGCUAUGAUUGACUGUAACAAUUAAUGUCUAAUCGAUGAUAAAUCUUAUGACCAAGAUUCAAUACAGUUUUACACAUGUUUUCCAUACACACUAGACCAUGCGCUCUGUAGCAUAGGGCUAAAUUUGUCAAAGCCUAGCCUCAUGGGUCACUGUGGGUAUAAAUAGAAUAGAUAAUAUGUUUAAAAUUUGUACAUUAUGUGUACACAUGUGUAUAUAUCAACAGGAAUCACCUUGAUCUGAUAAAAAGUUAUAUACAUUCAUAGAUUGUGAUAACAUGUAAAUACCUCUAUAGAAAAAAAAAGAAAUUAGCCUCUUUAUUACAUGUACAUGUAACA